This is a messenger RNA of Fundulus heteroclitus (mummichog), 2820 nucleotides long. It is a transcript of the gene afg2b, whose product is annotated as spermatogenesis associated 5-like 1. Gene Ontology annotation, molecular function: ATP hydrolysis activity; ATP binding. The record is from RefSeq and is a predicted model, not a curated record. Bases 506 to 2752 code for a protein of 748 amino acids. NCBI's taxonomy places the organism in Eukaryota, Metazoa, Chordata, Actinopteri, Cyprinodontiformes, Fundulidae. The transcript has 10 exons.
AAAAAAUUAAAUACUACAAAUCCACAAACUUCCGUCGCGGAAGAUUGAGUACUUCCGGUAGACGAGGAAGCGGCACAGUCAUGUGUUUCUGGAGGAGAUUCUGCCCAUAGACAUAAUAUAAUAUAAUUUAUAUAUAAUCUUAUUUUAUGUCUAUGAUUCUGUCCGUGAUGUGGAGGAAUGCGUUUUGCUUUGACUUUACGGCAUCUCUGGUAGCGUCGCGCAGGGAAAGGCUUUUGUUGGCCAUCUUCUUUUAAUGGGGACAACGUGAGUUCAGUAAACAUCAGCCGCUGUUGAUGCAAAGCUGGUGGAUCCUGACUGUUUUUGGUUAAUUUAAGGUACCUAAGCUUGGCGUGGAGCGCUGUCUGGUAUUUCCCAGCAGUCCCGCUUCUUCUCAGCACUAACUCAUGCUGUUUUUGUACUUUGUGUCUGAAGUCCACGCUGCGUCGGAGGCUCCCCGGCUCCUGGCUCCGUUUAAACCUCGCUGUCAGCGGCCAUCUGACGGACAAUGCAGCCUCUCAGGCUGCUGUCGGUGGAGCCCUCGGACCGGGGUUCUCAGAGGUGCAGGCUGGGUCCGGCUUUGAUGUCGGCGCUGGGUCUGAGGCUGGGCUCCCCGCUGCUGGUGUCUGUUCCCGGGGGGAGCUGCCUGUGCGCCGCCUGGCCCCGCGCCGACCUGGCCGAGGGCUUCCUGCAGGUGGACCCGAAAUGUGUCACGCCCAGCCUGAUCCCCGGCCUCCCCGCUCCCCUGACCCUGGACCCGGGUCAGCUCAGUCCUGCGCCCUGCUCCAAACUGAGGGGCGUCAAAGUAGCCGUGGUCGUCCAGAGUCCGGACUUCAAGCAGCACACGUCUCCUGGCCUUGUCCACGAGCUGGUGAGGGACAUGCUGAGGGGCGUCUAUGUCCACAGGGGCUACGUGGUAAACCUGGAGGCCUUUAAGACAGAUAUUAGAUACGUUGCCAUAGACGACAUCGGUCCAGAUUCUGCCAGCGCCGGGGUCAUCACCUCCAAAACCGGCGUGGAGAUCACCGAGAUCCAGACGGUCCAGCAUUACAGGGGUCUGCUGCAGGACCAGCCCACAGCACCCCUGGGAGGACUGGAGGAGGUGAGGGCCUCCCUGAGGGAGAUCCUGCAGCUGCCCCUCCUCUACCCACACACCCUGACCUCGCUGGGCGUGUCCUGCCCUAGAGGCGUGCUCCUGGUGGGACCCCCUGGAGUCGGGAAGACGCUGCUGGUCCGCAAGGUGGUGGCGGAGGUGGGAGCCGGCCUGGUGGUGGUCCGGGGGCCAGAGGUCGUAGGGUCACGGCCGGGUGAGAGCGAGGAGACGCUGCGGGCCGUGUUCCAGCAGGCCCGGUCCGCGGCCGAGAGCGGCGCCUGCGUCUUGUUCCUGGACGAGCUGGACUCCCUGUUCCCGAGGAGAAGCGGCUCGUCCGCGCCGGAGAACCGGCUGGUGGCUCAGCUCCUCACCCUGAUGGACGGGAUGAGUCGGGGCGACCGCUUCCUGGUCGUGGGAGCCACCAACAGGCCCGACAGCCUGGACCCGGCGCUGCGUCGGCCCGGCAGGUUUGACAGAGAGGUGAUCAUCGGCGCCCCGACGCCGCUGCAGAGGAGGGCCAUCCUGUCGGCGCUGUGCGAGAGGACGCCCGUGUGUCCCGCCGUCAACGUCGCCGAGCUCGCGCGGAUGACCGCAGGAUAUGUCGGCGCGGACCUGAGCGCGCUGUGCAGGGAGGCCGCCAUGCACGCUUUGAGGGAGAGCGCCAAGGGUUCAGGGCAGCAGGCGGUGGAGAUGAAGCACUUCCAGGAGGCCCUGAAGCUGGUGGGCCCCUCCUGCCUGCGUGGGAGCCUGGGCAGGACGGAGCUGUGCCCGGUGCCCUGGGAGCACAUCGGAGGCCUGGAGGACGUCAAAAGCAAACUGAGACAGAGCAUAGAGUGGCCUAUGAGAUACCCGGAGGCGUUUGUCCGCCUGGGCCUGCGGCGGCCCCGCGGGGUGCUCCUCUACGGGCCUCCAGGAUGCGCCAAGACGACGCUGGUCAAGGCUGCCGCCGCCUCCUCCCGCUGUGCCUUCCUCUCCGUCAGCGGCGCCGAUCUCUACUCUCCUUACGUGGGAGACUCAGAGAAAGCUUUAGCUCAGCUGUUCAGGGAGGCCCGCGCGUGUGCGCCCUGCCUUCUCUUCCUGGACGAGAUCGACUCGCUGGUCGGCUCGCGGUCCAACGACGGGGCCCCCAACGGCGUGCAGGCCCGGCUGCUGUCCGUGCUCCUGAAUGAGAUGGACGGCGUCGGCCUGAAGACCGUGGAGAGGAGAGGAGGAGAGAAGGUCCUCCAGGCGGAGGGAGCGGAGCGGAGUCGCACCGAUGUGGAGCUGGACUUUCAGGAGGUUUGCAACAAAGAUGUGAUGGUGGUAGCUGCCACAAACCGACCCAGCUGUAUAGACAGCGCCCUGCUUAGGCCCGGCAGGCUGGACCACAUCAUUUACGUCCCACCUCCUGAUCUGCAGGCUCGACUCGCCAUCCUAAAGGUUUGCACAAAGUCGAUGCCAGUGGAUUCCCACGUGUGUCUGGAGGAGCUGGCUGCAAAGACCGAGCUUUACUCCGGAGCUGACCUGGCAAACCUGUGUAAGGAGGCUGCUCUGUUGGCGCUGCUGGAGGAGAACAUGGAAGCUGCAUCCAUCCAGCACUCUCAUUUCCAGCGUUCCAUCAGUAAAAUGAAUCCUUCUCUCACUACUCAGCAGAUUAGUUCAUAUUUAAUACCUUCCCAGUGAUUUUAUCGUCUUUCAGUGACACGUUUUUAUACAUGUAUCAGUUUUGAAAUAAACAUUGUAAAACUUGA